Molecule: messenger RNA, 2184 nt
Organism: Bubalus bubalis (water buffalo)
Lineage: Eukaryota; Metazoa; Chordata; Mammalia; Artiodactyla; Bovidae
Gene: WASHC1
Product: WASH complex subunit 1
Exons: 11
Coding region: 233-1525 (430 amino acids)
Biological process (GO): Arp2/3 complex-mediated actin nucleation; exocytosis; retrograde transport, endosome to Golgi
Cellular component (GO): early endosome; WASH complex; recycling endosome
Molecular function (GO): actin binding; gamma-tubulin binding; alpha-tubulin binding
Source: RefSeq, a predicted model, not a curated record
GGCAGAGGGCACGGGGGCGGGGCUGCGUGGGGGUCGCGUCUGGCCGCCGGGCAAGGAGGUGCUGAGGGGACGGGCGGCUGCUGGGGGCCCAGACCCGCGGCGCGUAGCCGGCGGAACUGACGGCUGGAGGCGGGGCUGGAGCUCCGGGCCGGGAUCACCCAGGAGGCGGAGCGGGCGGCUGUGGGGGCCCGGCGCUUCGCGUCGCGGAAGCGGCGGGCGUAACGCAGGCACCAUGACCCCCACGGGGACCCAGCAUUCCUUGGCCGGUCAGACCUAUGCAGUGCCCCUCAUUCAGCCAGACCUGCGGCGAGAGGAGGCCAUCCAGCAGGUGGCGGAUGCCCUGCAGUACCUACAGAAGGUUUCUGGAGACAUCUUCAGCAGGAUCUCCCAGCGAGUAGAGCUCAGCCGGAGUCAGCUGCAGGCCAUCGGGGAGAGGGUGUCCUUGGCCCAGGCCAAGAUCGAGAAGAUCAAGGGCAGCAAGAAAGCCAUCAAGGUGUUCUCUAGCGCCAAGUACCCUGCCCCUGAGCGCCUGCAGGAGUAUGGCUCCAUCUUCACGGGGGCCCAGGACCCCGGCCUGCAGAGGCGUCCCCGCCACAGGAUCCAGAGCAAGCACCGCCCCCUGGACGAGCGGGCCCUGCAGGAGAAGCUGAAAUUCUUCCCCGUGUGUGUGAACACCAAGCUGGAGCCUGAAGACGAGGCUGAGGAAGGGCUGGGCGGGCUCCCCAGCAACAUCAGCUCUGUCAGCUCCCUGCUGCUCUUCAACACCACCGAGAACCUGUACAAGAAGUAUGUCUUCCUGGACCCCCUGGCCGGUGCCGUCACAAAGACCCACGUGAUGCUGGGGGCCGAGACAGAGGAGAAGCUGUUCGAUGCCCCUUUGUCCAUCAGCAGGAGAGAGCAGCUGGAGCGGCAGGUCCCGGAGAACUACUUCUACGUGCCCGACCUGGGCCAGGUGCCGGACAUCGACGUACCGUCCUACCUGCCUGACCUGCCAGGCGUGGCUGACGACCUCAUGUACAGCGCUGAUCUGGGCCCUGGCAUCGCCCCCUCUGCCCCUGGCGCCAUUCCCGAGCUGCCCACCUUCCACACAGAGGUGACCCAGCCCUUCAAGCCAGACCUCGAGGAUGGGGUGCUGACGGCACGCCCACCGCCCCCGCCACCUCCACCGCCUCCCCCAGCUCCAGCCGUGCUGAUCAGUGUCCCCCCACCUCCGCCCCCGCCACAGGCCCCGCCAGGACAGCCCGCCAGGGGGGACGACAGCGGGGGUGCAUCCCCUUCAGCCCCGGUCCAAGGAGCACCCAAGGAAGUGGUUGACCCCUCCAGUGGCCGGGCCACUCUGCUAGAGUCCAUCCGCCAGGCCGGGGGCAUCGGCAAGGCCAAGCUCCGCAGUGUCAAGGAGCGCAAGCUGGAGAAGAAGAAGCAGAAGGAGCAGGAGCAAGUGAGAGCCACCAGCCAGGGCGGGGACCUGAUGUCGGACCUUUUCAACAAGCUGGCCAUGAGGCGCAAAGAUGCGGACAUCUCUUAGAACACAAGAAAGUAAAAAGGCAAACUGUGAAACCGAAAACAAACCAAGAAAGCCUGGCUACCUGUCAAACUCAAAGCACAACUGCACAGAGCAGAGCUGGCUCCCAAGUGGCUUUCCACGCCUAGUGACCACACUGCCUUGGUGGGGCGCUUCAAGGGCAAAGAAUAAACGCAGGUAAACGAAUUCAAGCCACAGUUUGUUCGAGUGUUGGUAUAAUUUUACAACUGUUCUAAGUACCUUGUGGGACAGAGCAAAGAAUGAUGUUAAUGUGCUGUAAAAAACCAAACUGCAGCUUAACAGGCAUUGUGUAAAGUCAAGUAAAAUGACUGGCUUUGAUACAGAAACAUCACUGUGGAUUCGCAACUUCUGAAAACUAAGUCCUAAGUCUGUCCACUGAAGAGCGGUCAUAUAUAACAUAGUCACGUAACGGAAUAAAGCGCAGCCCGAGUUGGGCAGGAUAAAUGCCAAUUUGCUGACAAAGAAAAACGUUUAAGAUGUUUGCUGCUGAGUGAAAAAAGCAAAUGACAAUAGCAGUGUGUGGAGACACCAUUUUUGUUUUCAAAAUGUGUCUGUAUAUCUGUAACAAUUACAUAUUCAAAUUCUGUAGUAAUGAUGUACACCAAAAGCAGUCUUUUCCUGGUGGAAUUACGAUCUACUAU